CACCACAGUGUUCCAGUCCCUCCAGUUUAACAGGAUGAGCUCCAGACUGACAGUAGUACUUUCUGUUCUCAUAUUUUUUCCCUUAAAUUUCUGCUCGUCCCGGAGCUACGUCCUGGACGACAAAGUGGGCUUAGGGAGAGUUUUUGACGGGAUUGGAGGUUUGAGCGGCGGCGGGGCGACGUCUCGUUUACUGGUCAAUUAUGCUGAACCGUACCGCAGCCAGAUAUUAGACUAUCUCUUCAAGCCAAACUUUGGAGCCUCUUUGCACAUGCUGAAGGUGGAAAUUGGAGGUGAUGCUCAGACUACAGAUGGAACAGAACCGUCUCACAUGCACUAUGAGAAUGAUGAGAACUUCUUCCGGGGCUACGAGUGGUGGCUCAUGAAAGAGGCUAAGAAGAGGAACCCAGAUAUCACACUUAUCGGUUUGCCAUGGGCAUUCCCUGGUUGGGUAGGCCGUGGCAAGAACUGGCCCUAUGACUUCCCUGACAUCACAGCGUCCUAUGUGGUGUCCUGGAUCAUUGGCGCGAAGCAGUACCACAAUCUAGACAUAGAUUAUGUCGGGAUUUGGAAUGAGAGGAACUUUAACAGCAAUUACAUCAAGCUCCUGCGGUACACUCUGGAUAAGAGUGGCUUGAAGAAGGUCAGGAUCAUAGCCAGUGAUAACCUGUGGGAGCCCAUUUCCUUGUCUUUGCUGCUAGACCAAGAGCUCAGCAAAGCUGUAGACGUGAUAGGGGCCCACUAUCCCGGCACCACCACGGUGAUGGAGGCUCUGAAGACUCAGAAGAAGCUGUGGUCGUCAGAGGACUACAGCACCUUCAAUGACGAGGUGGGAGGAGGCUGCUGGGCUCGCAUCCUCAACCAGAACUACGUCAACGGACUCAUGACUGCCACCAUAUCCUGGAACCUGGUUGCCAGCUACUAUGAGGACCUGCCGUAUGGUCGAGACGGGCUGAUGACAGCUGAGGAGCCCUGGAGUGGCAACUAUGUAGUGGAAUCUCCCAUUUGGAUCACAGCUCACACCACCCAGUUCGCCCAGCCAGGAUGGACCUAUCUACAAACUGUGGGACAUUUAGAAAAAGGUGGAAGUUACGUUGCGCUGACUGAUGGUAAAGGAAACCUCACUGUUGUCAUAGAGACCAUGGCUCAUGAUCAUUCGUGGUGCAUACGUCCGCCACUCCCACCCUACAAUCUGACAUCCCAGAAUGCAACUUUCCAGCUGAAGGGAUCCUUUGCCUCCAUCAAGGAACUCCAAGUGUGGCGGUCCAGGUUUGACUUCAAGACGAAAAAGCCGUCCUUCUUUGAGAAACUCGCUCCGCUGAAGCCGUCUGAAGGCUGGUUCACCUUGAGUCUGGGUGAAGACGAGGUUUACACAUUAACCACCAUUACAACGGGACAGAAAGGAUGCUACCCAGAGCCGCCUCCCCCUGCUCCCUUCCCCCACCUCUACAAGGAUGAUUUUAAUAUUGCCAACCCCUUCUUCUCGGAGGCUCCGUAUUUUGCUGACCAGACGGGCGUGUUUGAGUACUACAUCAACCUGACCGACCCUGGGCCUCAUGUCUUCACGUUACGCCAGGUUGUCACCCAGAAGCCUGUCACAUGGGCAGCAGAUGCCGACCAGACCAUCAGUGUCAUAGGGAACUAUCAAUGGCAAAAUCUGAGUGUUACAUGUGAUGUCUUCAUGGAGAGUGUCAAGACAGGUGGUGUUUUCAUCGCGGCCAGGGUGGAUAAAGGUGGCAUGUCGGUCCGCAACACCAAGGGAGUCUUCUACUGGGUGUUUGCCGAUGGCACCUACAAAGUCACCAAUGAUCUUGCUGGUCAGACUGUACUUGCAGAGGGGCUGUCUGGUACUCGAGCAUAUGGCUGGCACACCUUAACACUCAAAGUUGAAGGCCAGUAUGCCUCAGGGUUUUUGAACGGAUAUCCACUAUGGAAGAAUGCCGUGGUACUGACACCAAAGAAUGGCUGGGCAGCCAUAGGAACGCGUUCAUUUGAACUGGCUCAGUUUGAUAACUUUGUCGUGGAGGCACAAUGAUUUGACAAUGGGAAUGUGUUGCUGAAUCAAUGCUGCGAUUAUUGCCUUGAUUAAGUUAUUGACUGGAUUAAUGCAUUGUUUAACCCUUAAAUGUUGUAUUUUGUUUCUAUAUUUUGCCUCCUACCAAAAUAAGAAUGUGAAGGUAAAUGGGAUUUUAGAUAUUGUGUCUUUUUAAGGGUAAAGGUUGUAAAUUUUAAGAAAACUAUUAUAUGCUGUGUAUGCAUAGGCUAUAAUUGUUUUUCUUUGGUUUGUUUUUUUAACAUUAAAAUGAAUUAUUUUGCCUUAAUGUAAUGCACAGAACACUUGAACGGUUUCAUCUCAGAUGAACUCAUCCUUUUAGGUUUGUUUUUGAUUAAAAAAAAAUAAUAAUAAUUCCACGAUUAUUUUUCAAUAAAAUCUGAAAUGAA
Myripristis murdjan (pinecone soldierfish) is the source of this 2439-nucleotide messenger RNA. It is a transcript of the gene galcb, whose product is annotated as galactosylceramidase b. Gene Ontology annotation, biological process: galactosylceramide catabolic process. The transcript has 17 exons. Lineage: Eukaryota; Metazoa; Chordata; Actinopteri; Holocentriformes; Holocentridae. The record is from RefSeq and is a predicted model, not a curated record. Gene Ontology annotation, cellular component: lysosome. Gene Ontology annotation, molecular function: galactosylceramidase activity. Bases 35 to 2032 code for a protein of 665 amino acids.